Messenger RNA from Penicillium diatomitis, 2001 nucleotides. RefSeq names its product GTPase GUF1. Gene Ontology annotation, biological process: positive regulation of translation. Gene Ontology annotation, cellular component: mitochondrion. NCBI's taxonomy places the organism in Eukaryota, Fungi, Ascomycota, Eurotiomycetes, Eurotiales, Aspergillaceae. The record is from RefSeq and is a predicted model, not a curated record. The coding region runs from base 1 to 2001 and encodes 666 amino acids. Gene Ontology annotation, molecular function: mitochondrial ribosome binding; GTP binding; GTPase activity. The transcript has 2 exons.
AUGCAAGGAUGCUGGCAGUUUGUGCGAUCGCUACGCACUGUGUCAAACUGUCGGGCAGCAAGCCUCUCCUCUCAAUCCGGCUUUGCCCCGUCUAGGGUCGUGCGAUUUUUCUCAAACUCCGCAGUUUGGAGCGCUCGAGCGAAAGCGUCAUCCAGCCUCCCCGACACCGACCUCGAGAAACGAAUUGCCGCGAUACCCCUCGAACGAUAUCGCAAUUUCUGUAUUGUGGCUCACGUCGACCAUGGAAAAAGUACACUUUCCGACCGAUUGCUGGAGCUCACGGGCACCAUCAAGCCGGGCAUGAACAAACAGGUGCUGGACAAGUUGGACGUUGAGCGAGAGCGAGGAAUCACGGUCAAGGCACAGACUUGCACCAUGAUUUAUAAUCACAAGGGCGAGGACUACUUGCUGCAUCUGGUCGAUACUCCGGGUCAUGUGGAUUUCCGUGCAGAGGUGUCGCGCAGUUAUGCCAGUUGUGGAGGGGCCUUGCUCCUUGUGGACGCUAGCCAGGGUGUUCAAGCUCAGACCGUUGCCAAUUUCUAUCUAGCUUUUGCGCAGGGUCUGGAAUUGAUUCCUGUCAUCAAUAAGGUGGAUUUGCCUUCUGCUGACCCGGAGCGGGCUCUGGAGCAGAUGAAGAGCUCCUUUGAGCUGGACACGGAAAAUGCGGUGCAAGUUUCUGCAAAGACCGGUCUCAAUGUCGAGGCAGUCCUGCCAAGGGUCAUUGAGAAGGUUCCCGCACCCAUUGGUGACAGUAAAAAGCCCCUUCGCAUGCUCCUUGUGGACUCUUGGUACGACUCAUAUCGUGGCGUUAUUCUACUCGUACGGAUCUUUGACGGUGAGGUACGCCCAGGUCAGCAAUUAGUAUCUCUGGUCACGGGUCUGAAAUACUACGUCGGUGAAGUUGGUAUCAUGUACCCGUUGGAGACCCCUCAGACUGUGCUUCGAGCGGGUCAAGUGGGCUAUAUCUACUUCAACCCGGGCAUGAAACGCAGUCAAGAGGCCAAGAUUGGUGACACUUAUACCCGCGUUGGAUCGGAGAAGCACGUUGAGCUGUUACCGGGCUUUGAGGAGCCCAAGUCGAUGGUCUUUGUGGCCGUCUACCCCAUGAAUGCGGAUCACUUUGAACACCUAGAGGACAGCAUCAACCAGUUGAUUCUCAAUGAUCGCAGCAUUACCAUGCAAAAGGAGUCCUCCGAAGCGCUUGGUGCGGGUUUCCGUAUGGGCUUUUUGGGCACCCUGCACUGCUCUGUCUUUGAAGAUCGUCUUCGACAGGAGCAUGGCGCCAGUAUCAUCAUCACUCCACCCUCGGUCCCUGUGAAAAUUGUAUGGAAGGACGGCACGGAAGAUAUCAUCACCAACCCUGCCAAGUUCCCCGACGACGAUAGCGUCCGUUUGAAGGUGGCCGAAGUUCAAGAGCCGUAUGUCCUGGCCACUAUCACCUUCCCGGACGAAUAUCUCGGCAAGGUCAUUGAACUUUGUGAGGCCAAUAGGGGCGAGCAGCAGAGCAUUGAAUACUUCACAUCCAGCCAGGUCAUUCUCAAAUACGAGCUACCCUUGGCUCACCUCGUCGAUGACUUUUUCGGCAAACUGAAAGGUAACACCAAGGGCUACGCCAGUCUGGACUACGAAGAAUCCGCCUGGCGCGCUGGCAAUAUCGUCAAGCUGCAGCUUCUGGUGAACAAAGUCCCCGUCGACGCAGUGUCUCGGAUGAUGCACAUGAGUCAGGUGCAGUACCUGGGCAGACAAUGGGUGACCAAAUUCAAGCAACAUGUGGACCGACAGCUCUUUGAAAUUGUGAUCCAAGCCGCCGUGGGAAAGAAGAUCGUCGCCCGUGAAACCAUCAAGCCGUACCGCAAGGAUGUUCUGGCCAAGCUGCAUGCUAGUGAUGUCAGUCGUCGGCGGAAGCUGUUGGAGAAACAAAAGGAGGGCCGAAAGAGGCUUCGGGCGGUCGGAAACGUCGUGAUCGAGCAUCAGGCUUUCCAGGCCUUCUUGGCCAAGUGA